AUGGAAGAGGAGGUCACGUACGCCGAUCUGCGCUUGCCCCCCACACCAGCUCCCCAGCAGCCGGUGCGGCUGCCCUGCUGCUGGGCAGCCCUCAGCCUGUGUCUCCUCUCCCUGGUGCUCCUGCUGACACAAAUCAUCCUUGUCGGCUUGUGCUUCCACUAUUUAGUGCAACAGGCGAGCUGCACCCGUGGUCCUGGGAGCAUGGAGGAGAGCCUCAGCUGUGGGAAACAGACACUGGGAGGCCAAUGCCAGUUCUGCCCAGUCGGCUGGCUCUGGAAUGCGGGACAGUGCUACUACUUCUCCUCCACCAAAAAGAGCUGGGAGCAGAGCAGAGAGGACUGCUGCUCCCGAGGGGCACAGCUAGUCACCAUCCGAGCCAAUGCCACCCUGGCUUUCCUGGUGCGCACAGCCAACAUGGUCUUCCACGUGGGGCUGAAGCGGGACAGCUACAGGUCUGACUGGAAGUGGCUGGAUGGCACUGCACUGAAGGGGGUCUUCCCAAUCCAGCGCUUCAGCAGCUCCUUUGCGGCCUGUGGCAGGGGGUCAGGCUCACGGCUGUCUGCUGGUGUCUGCAGGGAUGCCCUUGGCUGGGUCUGCGAGCAGAGUGCAGCCACCCUGCAGUGGCUCCGGUCCUCACCCCCCUCAUUCCUCUGGGGAAACACCACCUACACCUCUGUGGGGCCCUGGUGA
This is a messenger RNA of Antrostomus carolinensis (chuck-will's-widow), 690 nucleotides long. Its product is annotated as killer cell lectin-like receptor subfamily G member 1. Lineage: Eukaryota; Metazoa; Chordata; Aves; Caprimulgiformes; Caprimulgidae. Bases 1 to 690 code for a protein of 229 amino acids. The transcript is spliced from 6 exons. Gene Ontology annotation, cellular component: plasma membrane; cell surface. The record is from RefSeq and is a predicted model, not a curated record. Gene Ontology annotation, biological process: regulation of natural killer cell mediated cytotoxicity. Gene Ontology annotation, molecular function: signaling receptor activity.